AUGAAUGGAACAAGAAUGAUGACCGGCUCCUACAGGCUGUGGAGAACGGAGACACGGAGAAAGUGGCCUCACUGCUGGGCAAGAAGGGGGCCAGCGCCACCAAGCAGGAUAGCGAGGGCAAGACUGCAUUCCAUCUUGCUGCUGCAAAGGGACACGUGGAAUGCCUCAGGGUCAUGGUUACCCAUGGUGUGGAUGUGACGGCCCAGGAUACUGCAGGACACAGCGCUCUGCACCUCGCAGCCAAGAACAGCCACCACGAGUGCCUCAGGAAGCUCCUUCAGUUUAAAUGCCCAGCCGAGGGUAUCGACAGCUCGGGGAAAACAGCUCUACAUUAUGCAGCGGCACAGGGCUGCCUUCAGGCUGUUCAGGUUCUCUGUGAGCACAAAAGCCCCGUCAACAUCAAGGAUUUGGAUGGCAAUAUACCACUGCUUCUUGCGGUGCACAAUGGCCACAGUGAGGUCUGCCGCUUUCUGCUGGAUCAUGGAGCAGAUGUUAAUUCCAGAGACAAAAAUGGAAGAACUGCUCUCAUGCUGGCCUGUGAGACUGGUAGCUGUAACAUCGUGGAAGCCUUAAUUAAAAACUGUGCAGACUUAAACCUGGUUGACUCUCUUGGACACAAUGCCUUACAUUAUUCCAAACUCUCCGAAAAUGCAGGAAUUCAAAGCCUUCUAGUAUCAAAAAUCUCUCAGGAUGCUGAUUUAAAGACACCAGCAAAACCAAAGCAGCAUGAUCAAGUCUCUAAAAUAAGCUCAGAAAGAAGUGGAACUCCAAAAAAACGCAAAGCACCACCACCUCCUAUCAGUCCUACCCAGUUAAGUGAUGUGUCUUCUCCAAGAUCAAUAACUUCAACGCCACUUUCUGUAAAGGAAUCAGUAUUUUUUACUGAGCCAUCCUUUAAGGCUGAGAUCAGCUCUAUCCGAGAAAACAAAGACAGACUAAGUGGCAGCACUACAGGUGCUGAUAGUUUGUUGGAUAUAAGUUCCGAAGCUGACCAACAAGAUCUUCUUGCCCUAUUACAAGCUAAAGUUGCUUCCCUUACCUUACACAACAAGGAAUUGCAAGAUAAAUUACAGGCCAAAACACCCAAGGAGGCAGACACAGACCUAAGUUUUGAUUCUUACCAUUCCACCCAAACUGACCUGGCUCCAUCCCUGAGCAAAUCAAAUGACACCUCUGCCCCAGACUGCAAAUCACCUCCCUCUGCUUCAACCCAUCCCAUGGGUAAGUCCACUACAAACAGUGAUGUCAAGAUUCAGCAACUACAAGAGAUUUUGCAAGACUUGGAAAAGAGAUUGGAGAUCUCUGAAGCUGAAAAACAGCAGCUCCAGACCAAACUCCAGUCCAGAGGGACAGCGCUGACAGGCUUCAACAAUACAGAGAUUUCUGAGAAUGGCUCCGACCUCAGCCAGAAACUGAAAGAAACGCAAAGUAAAUACGAGGAAGCCAUGAAAGAGGUCCUCAGUGUGCAGAAGCAGAUGACGCUGGACCUUGCCUCACCAGAGCGCGUGGAAAGUUACUCCCGUCUCCACGAACUGAGAAUCACCGAGGAGGAGCUCGAUAUGCUAAAGCAGGAUCUUCAGAAUGCAUUAGCAGAGAGUGAAAGAAAUAAAGAGAAAGUGAGAGAACUGGAAAGCAGACUUGAAGAGAAGGAGAAGGUAGUGGCGAUGAAGCCACCUGUAGAAGAAGUAGAGGAAAUGAAAAGUUCGUAUUGCUCUGUUAUUGAGAAUAUGAAUAAGGAGAAAGCAUUUUUGUUUGGGAAAUACCAAGAGGCCCAAGAAGAGAUCAUGAAAUUAAAAGACAAGUUACAAAGUCAGGUGGCCCAGGAAGCCAGUGAUGAAGCGGGGGACAUGAAAGAAGCCAUGAACAGGAUGAUCGAUGAACUCAAUAAGCAGGUGAGCGAGCUAUCUCAGCUGUACAAAGAAGCCCAGGCCGAGCUGGAGGACUACAGGAAGAGGAAAUCCCUAGAAGACGUCACAGCCGACUACAUCCAUAAAGCGGAGCAUGAGAAGCUGCUGCAAGUGACAAGUGUAUCCAAGGUUAAAGCAGAAGAGGCUCUGUCUGAAAUGAAGUCUCAGUAUUCCAAAGUAUUAAAUGAGUUGACCCAGCUCAAACAGCUGGUAGAUGCCCAAAAAGAGAACUCUGUUUCCAUCACAGAACAUUUGCAAGUGAUAACCUCGCUGCGGACUACGGCAAAAGAGAUGGAGGAAAAAAUAAGCCGUCUCAAAGAGCACCUUGCAGGCAAAGAGGUGGAAGUGGCCAAGCUGGAGCGACAACUCUUAGAAGAGAAAGCAGCAAUGACCGAUGCGAUGGUGCCCAGGUCUUCUUAUGAAAAGCUCCAGUCAUCUUUAGAAAGUGAAGUGAAUGUGCUGGCAUCGAAACUAAAGGAUUCGGUGAAAGAGAAAGAGAAAGCUCAUUCAGAGAUUGCCCAAACUAGAAGUGAAGUCUCGCAAAUAAAAAAGGAAAAGGAGACUAUUCAGACGCUCUUAAAGUCCAAAGAGCAAGAAAUAAAUGAACUUCUGCAAAAGUUCCAGCAGUCUCAGGAAGACCUUGCUGAGAUGAAGAGAUCUUCUGAGAGCUCUUUAAAACUGGAGGAGGAUAAAGAUAAGAAGAUAAAUGAGAUGGCGAAGGAAGUCACCAAAUUGAAGGAGGCCCUGAACAGCCUCUCCCAGCUCUCCUACUCAACGAGCUCCUCCAAGAGGCAGACUCAGCACCUGGAAACCCUGCAGCAGCAGGUCAAACAGCUCCAGACCCAGCUGGCAGAAUGCAAGAAACAACACCAGGAGGUCAUAUCAGUUUACAGAAUGCAUCUCCUCUAUGCUGUGCAGGGCCAAAUGGAUGAAGAUGUUCAGAAAGUACUGAAGCAAAUCCUUACCAUGUGUAAAAACCAGUCGCAGAAGAAGUAAAGUGGAUUCCUAGGAAGAAC
Molecule: messenger RNA, 2923 nt
Organism: Chrysochloris asiatica (Cape golden mole)
Lineage: Eukaryota; Metazoa; Chordata; Mammalia; Afrosoricida; Chrysochloridae
Gene: RAI14
Product: retinoic acid induced 14
Exons: 16
Coding region: 174-2903 (909 amino acids)
Molecular function (GO): actin binding
Source: RefSeq, a predicted model, not a curated record